UUAUAUUUUCGACUUCUUCUUUCACGUGGAAUCACCCCCUUUCCGCUUGUACCGCCAGUUACCAACCACCCUGUAUAUUUACAUGUAUAUAUGUACGCAUGUAUGUAUAUACAUGUUGCAUAUACAUAGAACGAGACCUUUUUUUACCCUCCAACUUGACUUUUUUCGACUCAAAAGGCAAACAGUUUCGUCCAUGCUUUCGGUAUAGAGAUGUUCAGACCUGUUCAUAUUUUUUCUUUUUUAUUUAUUGUUUGUUUACAUUUUACAAUUUGUCCAUUAGGACAUUUGGUAAAAUAUUAUAAUUUAAUAUUUGAUAAAAUAUAGCAUGUGGAUGGUUACCCCCAGCGGAACUCCAUCUUCCAGGUUGUUUACCUGUUCAUAUGACCGAGGUUUUGGCUACGGUCAUUCCAACUAAUUCUAAAUAUUUGUUAAUAAUAAAGUCGUCAAAUAUUUUUUCACUAUCGUUCAAUGAGCUACGCGAACGAUUCGUAAAUUCAAAAUUUAUGUUAUUUAUUUAAUCGUACAGUAUUUUAGAUCUAAACAAAAUUAACGAAGGAAAAUAACACCACUUUUCAAUUUUUCUCUUUAAUAAAAGUUAUUAGCUGAAUAAAUUUUAUGUUAAAUAUUUAAGCUGUACGUAUAUAAAUAAGUAUGUAUUUAGUAUAUAUGCGAGUCUCAUACCUAUACAUUAUGUACACGUAUGUUUGAAAGAGCACAGUAAAUUAAAAAAUUAUAUACUAGCUUUUUCGCAAGUCCAAAGAAGAACCAAGAAAUUCAAUAUUAAUUUUACAUUCAGAUUCUUAAAUUAUGUUAGCGAGGGACUAGUGAUUUAAGAAAUGCUUGGUGUAAAUGUAACCUUUCUAGUGUAAUUUGAUGUAACAUGUAACUAGCACAUGAGAGUACCAUUAGUCUCUUACGUUUGCCGCCAGAGCGCUGAUAUCGCAACUAAAGUUGUGUUCAUAUUGUGAAUGAUAUAAAAUUUCGGUUUGUACACGUGAUUGCAUACGCUUUCUGAAUUUUUUACUUAUUUUACUCUUAAACUUGGUCAUUGAACAGUUUUUACAAACUAUUCAAGUGUAAGAUUUUGGUAUAACGAUAAGUUGAAAGAACAACUUAAUAAUGGCGUUGUACAAUUUCAAAAGAAUCACCGUUGUACCCACCGCAAAGGACUUUAUUGAUAUAAUUUUAUCAAAAAGUCAACGGAAAACGCCGACCGUUAUACACGGAAAUUACAAAAUUGCACGAAUACGUGCAUUUUAUUUGCGUAAAGUGAAAUUUACGCAACAAAACUUUCAUGAGAGAUUAUCUCAAAUUAUACAGGAAUUUCCUAAGCUAGAUGAUGUUCAUCCGUUUUAUGCCGAUUUAAUGAACGUCCUUUAUGAUAAAGACCACUAUAAACUAGCUCUUGGUCAAAUAAAUGUAGCGAGACAUUUAAUCGAUAAUGUAGCCAAGGAUUAUGCCCGUUUAAUGAAAUACGGAGAUUCUCUUUACCGAUGUAAAGAGUUGAAAAAAGCUGCUUUAGGUCGUAUGGCAACAAUUAUCAAGAGGCAAGCAGCGAAUUUGUCAUAUUUGGAGCAAGUUCGUCGGCAUUUAGCCCGAUUACCUAGUAUAGAUCCCUAUACACGUACGGUAAUAAUAUGUGGCUUCCCAAAUGUGGGUAAAAGCAGUUACAUUAACAAGAUAACUCGCGCUGAUGUUGAAGUGUAACCAUACGCAUUUACUACAAAAUCGUUAUACGUUGGUCAUACGGAUUACAAAUAUUUAAGAUGGCAAGUGGUUGAUACACCUGGAAUUCUAGAUCAUCCACUCGAAGAAAGAAACGUAAUAGAAAUGCAGGCAAUAACAGCACUCGCGCAUUUACGAGCAGCUGUUCUUUACUUUUGCGAUAUCUUGGAACAAUGUGGACACAGUUUAGACGAGCAGGUGAAAUUAUUUCAAUGCAUUCGACCUUUGUUUGCUAACAAACCUUUGACAGUUGUGGCAAAUAAAGUGGAUGUUUUGCGUCUGGAUGAACUUCCGCCCGAAAAACGAGCUCUUUUAAAGUCGUUGGAGGAUAAAGAUGUCCCAGUGUUGGAAAUGAGUACAAUUACUGAUUUUGGUGUAAUGGACGUGAAAGUACAAGCGUGUGAACGUUUGUUAGCUUUCCGUGUUGAUCAGAAGAUAAGAACGAAAAAGGUAGAGGGACUGCUUAAUCGUUUACACGUUGCACAACCUGUGCCGAGAGAUGAUAAAAUUCGCGCUCCUUGUAUUUCUGAGACCGUUUUAAGGAAGUGGAAGGAAGGAUUAAAGGUAAAACGAAAAUUAGUGCGAGAAAUAGAGGAAAAAAUAGGAGGCGAUUGUAUAGUUGAUUUGAAGAAGGACUAUGACAUCGAGGGCGAUCAAAAAUAUGAUGUUAUUCCAGAGAUUUAAGGACACAAUAUCGCUGAUUACAUCGAUCCAGAAAUAUUUAAUAAAUUAAAUGACCUGGAGAAAGAGGAGCAGCUUCGCGAAGAGGCGGGCAUAUACCAUUAUAAAGUGGCUAAAUUGUCCGAGACGAUGGAGGGAAUUGCAAAAAUAGCGAAGGAAAUUAGGAAAAAGAAGGCCAUUAUGAAAGACGAAAGCCGGAUAUCGAAGGCUUCUACAAAGCCUGUAAUGCCGCGCACAGCUACGACGAAAUUGCGAUACCGAUCGGUAUCGAAAUUGAAACAAGAAAUGGGAGACCUUGGUAUCGAUAUUGAAGAUACAGAAAAUGCGCACUUUACCAAGACCAGAGGACGUACAAGGUCUCUAUCGCAACCAGCUAGGAAAUGUAUGAGACUGCAGUCCGAACCUCGAUCAAGAGCUCGAAGUAGCUCUAAACUAGCUCGCGAUGAAAUGGGCGUGAAGAAUUCGACAAUGAAGAAUAAGUUGAAUUACAUCGCCCAUAGAGCCAUUAAAAAAAAAAUCGCGAAAAAGGGAUUGAAAGGAGAAGCAGAUCGAUUCAUCGGCACGAAAAUGCCAAAACAUUUAUUUUCAGGAAAACGAGGUGUUGGAAAAGCAGACAGAAGAUAGUAACAUUUCGAAAUUGUUAUUUUCUAAAAUCUUUUCCAAAUUUUUAUUGUAUCGAUGAUUCAUUUCCCAUGUAUUGCGUGAAUAAAUCGAUGUUGCUUUGUAAUACGAAUUUACAGAUGUAUGUAUACGUGUACCGACAGUUCCUUCCGUGGUUCCCUCCUUGAAGAGAAUAUUUUGCCAGGAUAAAGCACGGUAUAGUUCAAGAUGGCGGAACGAAUCAGCUUAAUUCUCGGUGGGUAAUGAUCGUUCGUAAAUUAUUUUACUUCUCACAUGACGCAUUCCCUCUUGGGUUCUAUUUUACUUUCUUGUUAUUUCGAUUUUUCUUUUUACUAAUAAUGCCACAUCAACAUGUACAACGUUUUCUUACUUAAUACAAAAAUACCGAUAAUUGAUUUAGGAA
Messenger RNA from Bombus pyrosoma, 3430 nucleotides. Its product is annotated as nucleolar GTP-binding protein 1-like. Gene Ontology annotation, molecular function: GTP binding; RNA binding; GTPase activity. Gene Ontology annotation, biological process: ribosomal large subunit biogenesis. NCBI's taxonomy places the organism in Eukaryota, Metazoa, Arthropoda, Insecta, Hymenoptera, Apidae. Gene Ontology annotation, cellular component: nucleolus. The record is from RefSeq and is a predicted model, not a curated record.